AUGGACUGGGUUCGUGGGAAGUGCUUGGGGAAAAGAUCCUACGGCUCUAUCUUCUUGGCCAUACCGACCAACAUUAUUUCCCCUCCUCUUGCUGUGAAGUCUGCGCUGAUAAUAGAUUCUUUCUCUCUGCAGAAAGAAUUGAAGAUUUUGCUUAGUCUUUUUGGCUCUGAAGGAUUUAUUCAAUGCUAUAGAGACUGUUUGAGUCAUGAGAAUGGUAUGACAAUUUAUAACUUACUACUGGAAUAUGCUCCUGGUGGUAGCCUUGUAGACUUGAUAAACAAAUAUGAGAGAAAAAUACUUAAAUGUGAUGUGAGGUUAUACACUCAGACGAUUCUUAAAGAGUUAUCAUCCAUACAUAAUAAUAGAUAUGUUCAUUGUGAUCUUAAGCCUACCAAUAUCCUUGUUUUCCUUUUUGAUCAACAAGAAUUAAGCCAACUCAAGAUUACAGAUUUUGGCUUAGCAAAAGAGCCUGAUGAAGACGAUUCAAGGAAAUUCUUUUACCAGUACACUUUCCGUGGAACUCCCUUGUACAUGUCUCUUGAAUUUGUAAAGCUUAUUGAGAUAUCACCAGCUUUAAAUAUUUGA
Hevea brasiliensis (rubber tree) is the source of this 585-nucleotide messenger RNA. RefSeq names its product mitogen-activated protein kinase kinase kinase 17-like. NCBI's taxonomy places the organism in Eukaryota, Viridiplantae, Streptophyta, Magnoliopsida, Malpighiales, Euphorbiaceae. Gene Ontology annotation, biological process: protein phosphorylation. Gene Ontology annotation, molecular function: protein kinase activity; ATP binding. Bases 1 to 585 code for a protein of 194 amino acids. The transcript has a single exon. The record is from RefSeq and is a predicted model, not a curated record.